Messenger RNA from Wyeomyia smithii (pitcher-plant mosquito), 2351 nucleotides. RefSeq names its product death-associated inhibitor of apoptosis 1 (gene Diap1). NCBI's taxonomy places the organism in Eukaryota, Metazoa, Arthropoda, Insecta, Diptera, Culicidae. Gene Ontology annotation, biological process: regulation of cell cycle; positive regulation of protein ubiquitination; negative regulation of apoptotic process. Bases 661 to 1935 code for a protein of 424 amino acids. Gene Ontology annotation, molecular function: cysteine-type endopeptidase inhibitor activity involved in apoptotic process; ubiquitin protein ligase activity. The record is from RefSeq and is a predicted model, not a curated record. Gene Ontology annotation, cellular component: nucleus; cytoplasm. The transcript is spliced from 2 exons.
CUGUUUGAACCGUGUACGGCCAUCAGCCUGUGCAGUUUUACUCUGUCUGUCCCCGCUUGGAGCUCGGUUAACGCGUAGUAUUAUUAUUUUUUACGUGGGAAUCAACUGUGUGCUGUUUUAGAGUUUUUUUCGAUUGUUAAUAUAGGGGAAACUAGUGUUAUUACGUCAUUGUCAGAACCCCUAGCCAUCUCUUUAGCCUAUUUGUUUGGUUGUAAAUUCGUAACCCUUCAAUUUAUUAGUUAAUUAUGAAUGUUUCUAAGAUCGUCUAUACCUCAUCUGAUUUAAAAAAUCGAUAUAAUCGUCAACAUCACCAUCAUCGUCAGACUCACCAUCAUCAUAAGUGUGCUUACUAAUUCUGAGAAUAAAAACGAUAGUUUGCGUACGUGAACAAUACUUCUACUGAGCGGGACAGAGAAAAAAGUGUAAACAUAAAAUUCAGAGAAGCGUUUGAUUGCACUUGAACGAAAAAGGCAUUAUAGCAACUGCAUCCAACUACAGUCAGGAAACUCUGGGACAGCGAGAAGCCUUCAGUCACCGUCCAACCAUUGCGGCUAGAGCACGUUCGCCACUCUUUCAUUUUUCCUUCUCGCCAGUCUCAAUUUACAGUUCUCAGCAGGCAGAAAACUGAAAACAGUGUACCUCACGACAGAGAGAAAUAAAAUGACUGCGCAAGUUCUAUCGAUACCUUCAAUACCACAGGAUUACACGGAUAAUAAAGUAAAGGAUGAUUCGUCGUACUCAUUGACCGAACCAGCAGUGUCAUAUCAUGCAGAAAUUACUAGGUUGGAAUCUUUUCGCGAUUGGUCGGUUUCAUUCAUCAAUAAGGCAGAACUCGCUCGGUAUGGGUUUUACUACGUAGGACCAAACGACAUGGUUAAGUGUUAUUUCUGCCGGGUUGAAAUCGGCCUGUGGGAACAGAAUGAUAAUGUUUUAUCUGAGCAUCUGAGAUGGUCGCCGUACUGCCCGUUGUUGCGAAAACGUCAAACCAAUAAUAUUCCGGUUGAUGGGAGUUUUCUAGAUCAGCUACCGGAACCUAGUUAUGACACUUGUGGCAUUAGGAUACGGGAGAAUUCUGUUGCGGAAAAUGAUCGGUCUUCAUCAGAUAGGAGUAGCAAUGGAUCACUGUUAUCGCCACCUAGUUCACUAACUUCCGAAUCUAGUAUGAUGUCUACCGGUUCAGUUAGUCAUGAACACCAUUUGCAGCAUCAUCAGCAGCUUCAAGAACCACAGCAAAAACGGCCUGAGUAUCCAAACUACGCUAUAGAGGCAAAAAGGUUGGAAAGUUAUGACGAUUGGCCGAAGUUCAUGAAGCAAAAACCAAAAGAACUUAGUGACGCUGGGUUUUUCUAUACAGGCAAAAGUGACCGAGUAAAGUGUUUUAGUUGUGGGGGUGGACUAAAAGACUGGGAGGCUGAAGAUGAGCCCUGGGAACAGCAUGCCAUGUGGUAUAGUCAUUGUGAGUACCUGAAACUAAUGAAGGGCGAAGAUUAUAUUGCCCAGUGUUUGUUGAAAAAGAAUGAUCCCCCUGCUGCAUCAGAACCUCUUGAAAUUCCUCAUCAUUUCAUUCCGUCAUGUUCGCCACAGCCUUCUACAUCGGGAGUGGCUUCGUCUGCAACCACCUCGCUUCCUUCAUCGCAGUCUUCCAGUUUGAGCACGUCAAUGGAAGAGACUAAUCCUAGCGGUAACAUUAUCUGCGGUAUCCGUUCUUCAAUGGCCCAUGCGUCAUCUAGUAGUGGUGUCGAUGAGGAUGAAGACGAACCGAGCCGUAAGUUGGAUACGAACCGAACAUGCAAAAUCUGCUACGUUAAUGAAUACAAUACGGCAUUUUCACCUUGCGGUCACGUGGUAGCAUGUGCUAAGUGUGCCUCCUCGGUUACUAAGUGUCCUCUUUGUCGAAAACCUUUUACAAAUGUGAUGCGGAUUUAUUUGAUGUGAAACUUUAAAGCAAAACAAUUCACAGAAUAAACCUACAACUUUUCCGGAAUAAACUUGUCUGAAAAACAAGUGGAAAGCGUUUCAAGUACGGGUUCGACCCACAAAAGGUUCCAUUGAGACUAACAUGAUCUCGACGGAUAAAGUUUAUCGAUAGAUGGCAUUUUCGAUCUGGCGAAAUGACUGCUUGCAUCUGUCACCAUGUAUGCUGCAUUGCAAACUCUAUAUCUAUUGCGCUUCGCCUUUAGUAACACAUCAGAUCCUGUACGAGAAGUACUAUAUAGUACUAAAUUUAAAUUUACGAGCGAUAAAAUGUUUAAUUUAGUGUACAUAUUUAUAAAUUGACUAUAAGUAUAUAAACUAUAAGUAUCUAUUACAGUAAAAAAUGUGAAUAAAAAUCGGAAAAAAUGUAACUGAAA